This is a messenger RNA of Cylindrotheca closterium, 2115 nucleotides long. The record is from the annotation of a GenBank genome assembly. NCBI's taxonomy places the organism in Eukaryota, Bacillariophyta, Bacillariophyceae, Bacillariales, Bacillariaceae.
AUGAACAACCACGACGAAGAGAAUCAUUACAACCGUGAUGAUGACGAUGACGAUGAUGAUGUUCACGAUCAAUUGCCUUCGGUAGAAGAAUACAAGGCAUCGGUGGGUCCAGGAAAUGGCAAGAUUGACCCAAAGCGAAUCAUGGAAUCCAUUCAGCCGGACAGCGACGAGGAGGAUUUCAUUCACAAUGUCGACGACAAUGAGGAUUUCAUUUUACAACCACCUGAUGACAUUGAGGAUGAUGACGACGAUGAUUACUACAACGAUGACGGCAGUGACGAUCAAGUCAUUCACGAUCAAUUGCCAACGGUGGAUGAAAUUCAUGCCCAACGUCAAACACAAAAGGGUUCUGGUUUCUGCAGCGGUCGCCGGUGGGGAUAUUGCAUCAUGACCUUGUUGUUUCUCUGCAUUGUCAUUAUUCCACCCGUCUUGUUGACCCGAAAAGAUCAUUACGAAGAGCGCAAAGAACAGAUUGUCGAAUUCCUCAUGGCGAAACAGAUUGCCAAGGGCAGUCAGUUGGACGAUGCACAAAGUCCGCAAGCCAAGGCGGUGGAAUUCUUGGCUUCCGAAAAGUUUGACAAUGCGGCACUCAGCGAAGAAAAGCUCAUUGAGCGAUACGUCAUGACGGUUUGGUAUUAUUCUACCAAUGGAACCAAAUGGAGGUACCCCAUGCGCUUUUUAACCAAUGAAGAUACCUGUGGAUGGUUCGCUUGGUUCCGAAAUCAACGCAGUGGUCAAAUUACCAAGGAAGGAGUUAUUUGUGAUACUCCUGAAGGUUCUUCAACACCAGUCAUUGGAUUGCUGGAUAUGCCUUCCAACUUGCUCCAAGGCACCAUUCCAUCCGAAUUGCAAUACCUUUCCAAUUCCCUCGAACAAAUGCACGUGGAAUUCAAUCCCGGCCUCGAAGGUGAAAUUCCCAUCGCCAUGGCGCAAUUGACCAAACUGUGGAGUUUGGAAUUGCAAUAUUGUGCCAUUAAUGGUACACUACCGGAAUGGUUGGGCACCGACUUGCCCCUUCGUCGAUUGGGAUUGUCUAACAACCUGCUCACGGGAUCCAUUCCCGCCAGCAUUUUGCACCAGACCAAUUUGCAAAUUCUCGCCCUGGACGACAAUGGCCUCACGGGUAACAUUGCCGACUUUGGACCCCUGAUCAAGAUCCAAUACUUGUACAUGGAAGACAACCUCAUUGACGGACAACUCACAAAUCAAAUAUUGACGAAUUGGACGGCCCUCAAGGAAAUGGACUUUUCCAGAAAUGACAUUUCGGGCAAUCUCCCCUCGGAUCUCUUUACCAAAAUGACCAAUUUGGAGAUUUUGGAUUUGCACGGCAAUGAUAUUACGGGACCCUUGCCAAGUACCAUCGGAGAUAACAACCGCAUUGUAUUCAUGGCCCUUCAAGACAAUAAAUUGAAUGGUCCCAUUCCUGCGGGCAUGUCGAAUAUGAUUGAUUUGCAACAUUUGGAUGUCUCACGGAAUCAACUUUCGGGCAAGAUUCCUCCAGAAAUGGGCAACUUGAGUUUCUUAAGGUACCUCUUUUUGGGAUCCAAUAGCUACGAUGCACAAGUAUUGCCUACGGAAUUGGCACAAUUGACACUCCUUCGGGAAUUGUCCAUCAAGAAGGCCAAUUUGCAAGGCGAACUACCGACUUGGAUUGCUAACUUUACUCAACUGCAAUUGUUGGAUUUGGAUCAAAACGAUUUGCAAGGAACGAUUCCAAAUGAAUUUGGCGUGGCUCUAAAAUCAUUGGAUCAUCUAAUGUUGAAUCGGAACGCUUUGAAUGGAACCAUUCCCGAUUCCUUUGCACUGUUGACAGAUUUGAACUUGCUAUUGCUCGAUCACAAUGCUCUGACUGGAUCCGCCGACGUCGUUUGUAGCAUUCCUGACUUGAGAUUAUAUGUGACGGAUUGCGAGGCGGUCCCCACCAACGAUCCUGGAGUCUUUGAAGCUGCCGAAAUUGAAUGCAGCUGUUGCAGCACUUGUUGUCACGAACAGAAUGCGACUUGCAACAUGUACGAUUGGAAUGUCAAUUUGGAUCCAAUCUGGGAAUAUGGAUACACGCGCUACGUAUACACCUUUAGUCAGAACUUGGUUGAAAAAGAUUCCCCAGUGGGAUAA